Molecule: messenger RNA, 1865 nt
Organism: Pseudogymnoascus destructans
Lineage: Eukaryota; Fungi; Ascomycota; Leotiomycetes; Thelebolales; Thelebolaceae
Exons: 1
Coding region: 972-1805 (277 amino acids)
Cellular component (GO): nucleus
Molecular function (GO): DNA binding
Source: RefSeq, a predicted model, not a curated record
CGACAAGUCUUUGUGCGAAUGUUUUGCAGACCCCAAGGGCCUAUCGCAUCUGGUUGUGGGUGUUGCCCCGCAUUAAUAAUUUAUGGGGUUAAUGUACAGUCGAGUCGCGAUAAGUCGAUUCGCGAUAAGUCGAUAAUCGCGACGAUACUUUUCUUCUGCACGAAUUAAUUCCUCAUACGAUUCGCGAUUCGCUCGAUAUCGACCUCAAUCCUCCUCAUAUCGACUUAUAGAUCGAAAUAAUGCCUCCAACUCGACUGCAUACAAUGAAGACUGAGCAGCGUCGCGCGCUCAGAAGCUGGUCUCAACAAAAUCCUCGGCCUACCCAGAAAGCCUGUAUUGAGUGGUUCUUACAAACAUAUAAUCACCGCCUUACCCAGUCAACAGUCUCUGAUUCCUUGAGCUCUCAAUUUGCUAGCCUUGAUAGCCCGACUUCAAGCAUCUCUCCCACUACCCAACGGCGAAAAGCUGCUGCUUGGCCAGAGCUUGAGGCUGCUCUCUUCGACUGGCAGAAGCGUAUUGACGAAAGCGGAGGGAUAACAACUGGGGAUAUUCUACAAGAGAAGGCAAAACAGAUCUGGCAGUUGUUACCACAAUACAAGGAGAAGCCUAUACCAAACUUUAGUAUUGGGUGGCUUGACAAUUUCAAGAAGCGGUAUCAGAUCAAAAGCCACAUUAGACACGGCGAAGCAGGUUCAGUUUGUUCAACUACAGAAGACGAGAUGAAGGCUAUCCAAACACUAGCAGGAGACUUUAAAGAGGAGGACAUCUACAACAUGGAUGAAACAGGGCUCUACUGGAGGAUGACACCAUCGAGGGGCCUCUCAUCACAAGUAAGGCCUGGAUUGAAGAAGGAUAAGACACGCAUUACUGUAGUAGUCUGUACAAAUGCUACAGGAUCAGAUCGAUUCCGCCCUUGGUUUAUUGGCAAAGCAAAAGCGCCACGCGCUUUAUGAAACGUUAAUAUUUCAACAAUGGGAGGAGAGUGGAGAUGGAAUAAGAAGGCAUGGAUGAAUCAAUACAUCAUGGCCGAGUGGCUACAAGCGUUUUACCUCCACAUAGGGAGUUCUAGAUCUGUGCUCCUUACAAUGGACAACUUCCCUGGACAUACUGCAGCUAUUGAAAUUGCUCCUCCGCCUUUGAAUAUCCGAAUCAUAUGGCUACCUGCAAAUUCUACAAGUCGAUUCCAACCACUUGAUCAAGGCAUUAUUGCCUCUCUUAAAGCCCAUUACCGUCGACAAUGGCUUGAAUUCAUGCUCGUGUCAUUUGAGAACAACAAUGACCCUCUAGAUUUCAUGUCUCUUCACCUUGCACUUCGUUGGAUAAUCCGUGCUUGGUAUCAUGAUGUCACAAACACAACUAUUUACAACUGUUUUCGCAAAAGCACUAUUGUUGCUCAUCCAUUACAACUGCCUACAGAGCCGCUCCCUUCACUUAAUACGCUAUACAGUCAAGUUAAUAAUGCUGGGCAUAUUCGCGACGCUAUGGACCUCUCAAACUUCUUAAAUCCAGCAGAUGAAUCACUACAAGAGGGGGAAUACAAUGGCAGCAACGAUGAUAUAUUACAAGAGGUUCUAGCACAAUAUAUACAAGAGGAUACUCAAGAUGAAGAGGAGGAGCAACCUGAACAGCCAGUGUACUCAAUGCAGGCCGCUCAGCAAGCUCUCCAAGUUCUAAUUGGGUAUGCAGAGUCUGAAGAUGGGGUUGAUACAGCACAUUUAUGCUCAUUUGAGCACUUUGAACGGUUUUUGACAGCGAAGCGGGCAUCACUACAGGCACAGGGCACAUUGGAUCAAUGGAUUAUGUAAUAGCUUGGCAUUUGAUAACUCGGUAUUCUUGAUAAGUCUAUAUAUUUCAGCUGCACGGAU